GCGGGGCCAGGACGGCGGGACCGGCAGCUGGGCCCCAGCGAGGGCCGAGCUGGGCGGUGGGAGGAGGUCAAGAUGGUGGGGGAACGGCGCACUGGGGACCUCAUGGUGCCCCUGGGGCCCCGGCUGCAGGCAUAUCCUGAAGAACUUAUUCGACAGCGGCCUGGGCACGAUGGACGUCCUGAAUACCUGAUCCGAUGGAGUGUCCUGAAGUGUGGGGAAGUGGGCAGAGUGGGUGUGGAAGAGGGCAAGGCAGAACACAUCCUUAUGUGGCUGUCAGCCCCUGAGGUCUACGCCAACUGCCCCAUGCUGUUAGGUGAGCCGGCAGUAUCUAAGGGACCUCAGCAUGAACCAACUGGGGGUUCAGGAAGCUUUCCUCGAGAUCCAGGAGGCUUGGAUGACGUAGCAAUGGGAGAGAUGGAGGCUGAUGUGCGGGCACUGGUGCGCAGGGCUGCCAGGCAGCUGGCAGAAGGCGGGACCUCGAGCCUCACAGCCACUGUGCUCCACACCAUCCACGUACUCAGUGCCUAUGCCAGCAUCAGGCCCCUCACUGGGGUCUUCAGGGAGACGGGAGCUCUGGACCUGCUCAUGCACAUGUUGUGCAACCCUGAACCUCAGAUCCGUCGGAGUGCGGGCAAGAUGCUGCAGGCUCUGGCUGCCCACGAUGCUGGGAGUCGGGCUCACGUCCUUCUGUCACUGAGCCAGCAAGAUGGCAUCGAGCAGCACAUGGAUUUCGACAGCCGCUAUACUUUGCUGGAGCUGUUUGCAGAGACUACGUCCUCUGAAGAACACUGCAUGGCCUUUGAGGGCAUUCAUCUGCCUCAGAUCCCGGGAAAGCUGCUCUUCUCCCUGGUGAAGCGCUACCUAUGUGUCACUUCCCUGCUGGAUAAGCUGAAUAACAGUCCAGAGCCAGGGACUGGAGACCGAGGCUCCCCGUCCCCAAGAGAGUUCAGCCAGGAGAAGAGCCGUGGGCAGCGGGAACUGGAGUUCAGUAUGGCUGUGGGCAACCUCAUCUCAGAGCUGGUGCGGAGCAUGGGCUGGACCCGCAACCUCAGCCAACAGGGCACAUCGCCGCCCCGGCCAACCCGGUCCAUCUUUCAGCCCUGCAUUUCAGGCCCCAGCCUUUUGCUCCCCACCAUCGUUGCCACUCCCAGAAGGCAAGGGCGGGCCUUCCGCCAGCGCUCUGAAUUCUCUAGCCGUAGUGGCUACGGCGAGUAUGUGCAGCAGACCCUGCGGCCAGGGAUGCGAGUGCGGAUGCUGGAUGAUUACGAGGAGAUCAGUGCUGGGGACGAGGGCGAGUUCCGUCAGAGCAACAAUGGCGUGCCCCCUGUGCAGGUCUUCUGGCAGUCGACAGGCCGCACCUACUGGGUGCACUGGCACAUGCUGGAGAUCCUGGGCCCUGAGGAAGCUGCUGAGGAUAGGGCUUCAGCAGCUGUGGAGAAGGGGGCAGGGGCUACUAUGUUGGGCACAGCUCUUCCCUCCUGGGACUGGAAGCCGGUGGAUGGGCUCUACUCUUUGCCAUACCUCCAGCCCGAGCCUCAGAAGAAGGAAGAAUUGGGAUACCUGACUCAGGCUGAGUGGUGGGAGCUGCUCUUCUUCAUCAAGAAGUUAGAUGUAUGUGAGCAGCAGUCAAUUUUUCAGAAUCUUCGGGAGAACCUAGAUGAGAGUCUGAGUGAAAAGGCCCUAGGUGAAACCUCUGUGCCCAUAGAGAUGGCUGAGGGUCUGCUGCAGGUUCUCAGUAAUCGGUUUGAGGGCAGCACCCUCAGUGACCUGCUCAACUCCCAAAUCUACACCAAGUAUGGGCUGCUACCUGAUGAACCCAGCAGCUCAUCUUCUUCACGAAGUCACUCCUGUACCCCAGAUGCAGAAGAGGAGUCCAAGUCAGAGGUCACCUUCUCAGGGGAAGAGGCUGAGUCCCUCAAAGCAAAGGCUGAGCCCCCUAAGGCAGAGGCAGAGUCUGCCAAGGGAAAAACUGAGCCUCCCAUGGCACAGAGUGAUUCACAGCUGUUUAACCAGCUUCUAGUGACUGAGGGGAUGGCUCUGUCUCCUGAGAUGAAGGAGGCAGCCCGUGAAAUGGCCAGAGCCUUGAGGGGUCCUGGUCCACGCAGCUCCCUGGAUCAGCACGUGGUGGCGGUUGUGGCCACUGUGCAGAUAUCCAGCUUGGACACAAACCUGCAGCUUUCAGGGCUCUAUGCCCUCUCUCAGGCUGUGGAGGAGGUCACGGAGCGGGACCACCCCCUGGUCCAUCCUGACAGAUCCCUGAGAGAGAAGAUGGUGAAGACGCUGGUGGAGCUGCUGACCAGCCAGGUGGGAGAGAAGAUGGUGGUAGUGCUGGCCCUGCGCCUCCUCUACCUGCUCGUGACCAAGCAUGAGUGGCGCCCACUCUUUGCCAGGGAGGGUGGCAUCUACGCUGUACUGGUUUGCAUGCAAGAACAUAAGACUUCCGUCCUGGUGCAGCAGGCAGGCCUGGCGGCACUGAAGAUGAUGGCCAUUGCCAGCUCCUCGGAGAUCCCUACUUUUGUCACUGGCCGAGAAUCUAUCCACCCUUUGUUUGAUGCCCAGAUGACCAGAGAGAUCUUUGCCAGCAUCGACUCAGCCACCCGCCCGGGCUCUGAGAGUCUGCUCCUUACUCUCCCUGCAGCUGUGAUCCUGAUGCUGAACACUGAGGGGUGCUCCUCCGCAGUGAGAAAUGGCCUGCUCCUGCUCAACCUGCUUUUGUGCAACCACCACACUCUGGGAGACCAUAUUAUAACCCGAGAGCUGAGAGACACGUUGUUUAGGCACUCAGGGAUAGCACCGGGGACAGAACCCAUGCCCACCACACACACCAUCCUCAUGAUGCUUCUCAAUCGCUACUCAGAGCCACCGGGCAGUCCUGAGCACACAGCAACACUGGAGACCCCCAGUGUCCAGGGCCUGGAUGGGUCCCCUGAGCUGCUGAUCCGAUCCCUGGUGGGGGGCCCAUCUGCGGAACUCCUCCUGGACUUGGAGCGCGUGCUGUGCCGUGAGAGCGGCCCUGGGGGCGCUGUGAGGCCCCUCCUCAAGCGCCUCCAGCAGGAGACCCAGCCCUUCCUCCUGUUGCUGCGGACUCUAGAUGCCCCAGGGCCCAACAAAACUCUGCUGCUGACUGCGCUGAGAGUCAUGACCCGCCUGCUGGAUCACUCUGAGGCAAUGGUCCUCCCCUGGCACGAGGUCUUGGAGCCCUGCCUCAACUGCCUGAGUGGCCCCAGCAGUGACUCUGAGAUUGUUCAGGAGCUGCUCUGCUUCCUGCAUCGCCUGGCCUCAAUGCAUAAGGACUAUGCAGUGGUUCUCUGCUGCCUGGGAGCCAAAGAGGCCCUCUCCAAAGUCCUGGACAAGCACUCAGCUCAGCUGGUGCUGGCCUGCGAGCUUCGGGACCUGGUGACAGAGUGUGAAAAACAUGCCCAGCUCUAUAGCAACCUCACCUCCAGCAUCCUGGCUGGCUGCAUUCAGAUGGUGCUGGGCCAGAUCGAAGACCACAGACGAACCCACCGACCCAUCAACAUCCCCUUCUUUGACGUGUUCCUCAGGCAUCUCUGCCAGGGCUCCAGUGUGGAAGUGAAGGAGGAGAAGUGCUGGGAGAAGGUGGAGGUGUCCUCCAACCCGCACCGGGCCAGCAAGCUGACGGACCGCAACCCCAAGACCUACUGGGAGUCCAAUGGCAGCACCGGCUCCCACUACAUCACCUUGCACAUGCAUCGCGGUGUUCUUAUUAGGCAGCUGACUCUGCUGGUGGCCAGUGAGGACUCAAGUUACAUGCCAGCCAGGGUGGUGGUGUUUGGAGGUGACAACACCAGCUGCAUCAGCACGGAGCUCAACACGGUGAAUGUGAUGCCCUCUGCCAGCCGUGUGAUCCUCCUGGAGAACCUGAACCGCUUCUGGCCCAUCAUCCAGAUCCGCAUAAAGCGCUGUCAGCAGGGCGGCAUUGACACCCGAGUUCGAGGUGUGGAGGUCCUAGGCCCCAAGGCCACUUUCUGGCCACUAUUCCGGGAACAGCUAUGUCGCCGUACAUGUCUCUUCUACACAAUUCGGGCACAAGCCUGGAGCCAGGACAUAGCAGAGGACCGCAAGCGUCUCCUCCAGCUCUGUCCCAGACUGAACAGGGUUUUGCGCCAUGAGCAGAAUUUUGCUGAUCGCUUCCUCCCUGACGAUGAGGCCGCCCAAGCACUGGGCAAGACCUGCUGGGAGGCCCUGGUCAGCCCCCUGGUGCAGAACAUCACCUCCCCCGAUGCGGAAGGUGUGAGCUCCCUGGGAUGGCUGCUGGAUCAGUACUUAGAGCACAGGGAGAGCUCUCGGAACCCCCUGAGUCGAGCAGCGUCCUUUGCCUCUCGAGUUCGUCGCCUUUGCCACUUGCUGGUGCAUGUGGAGCCUCCCCCGGGGCCUUCUCCUGAGCCAUCCACUCGGCCCUUCAGCAAGAACAGUAAGGGUCGGGAUCGGAGCCCCGUGCCUUCACCAGUUCUUCCAAGCAGCAGCCUGAGGAACAUAACCCAGUGCUGGCUGAGUGUGGUGCAGGAGCAGGUCAGCAGGUUCUUGGCUGCAGCCUGGAGGGCCCCAGACUUUGUGCCUCGUUACUGUGAACUCUAUGAGCACUUGCAGAGAGCAGGCUCAGAGCUCUUCGGGCCUCGGGCAGCCUUCACGCUGGCUCUGCGCAGUGGCUUCUCAGGCGCGUUGCUGCAGCAGUCCUUCCUCACCGCUGCUCACAUGAGUGAACAGUUUGCCAGGCACAUUGACCAACAGAUCCAGGGUGGCCUGAUGGGUGGAGCCCCUGGAGUGGAAGUGCUGGGGCGGCUUCAGCGGCACCUGGAGCCCAUCAUGGUUCUUUCUGGCCUUGAGCUGGCCACUACCUUUGAGCACUUCUACCAGCACUACAUGGCAGACCGUCUCCUGAGCUUGGGCUCACGCUGGCUGGAGGGGGCCGUGCUGGAGCAGAUCGGCCUCUGCUUCCCCAACCGCCUCCCCCAGCAGAUGUUGCGGAGUCUGAGCACCUCCGAGGAGCUGCAGCGCCAGUUCCACCUCUUCCAGCUCCAGUGGUUCGACAAGCUGCUCUUGGACAAGGAGGAUGAUGAGGAACAGGGCCUGGAAGAAGACGAGGACGAAGAGGAGGCUGAGAAAGAACUAUUUAUCGAAGAUCCAAGUCCAGCAGUUUCUGUACUGGUCCUGUCACCACGUUGCUGGCCAGUCUCCCCGCUCUGCUACAUGUACCAUCCCAGAAAGUGCCUUCCCACAGAAUUGUGUGAUGCCCUUGACUGCUUCUCCAAUUUCUACAGCCAGAGUCAGAACCAUCCAGUCCUGGACAUGGGACCACAUCGACGACUGAAGUGGACGUGGCUGGGCCGGGCUGAACUGCAUUUUGGGGACCAGACCCUGCAUGUGUCCACCGUGCAGAUGUGGCUGCUGUUGAAUUUCAAUCAGAUGGAGGAGGUGUCAGUAGAGACCUUGCUGAAGAGUUCUGACCUCACCCCAGAGCUGCUGCUUCAGGCCCUUCUGCCCCUCACCUCUGAAAAUGGCCCUUUGACCCUGCAUGAGGGUCCGGACUUUCCACACAGGGGUGUGCUGCGGCUUCGUGAGCCUCGGCUCCAACCCCGUGGGGAGGCCCUGUGGCUGAUACCUCCCCAGACGUACCUGAAUGUAGAGAAGGAUGAGGGCCGAACCCUGGAACAGAAGAGAAACCUCUUGAGCUGUCUUCUUGUCCGUAUUCUCAAAGCCCAUGGAGAAAAGGGCCUCCACAUUGAUCAGCUGGUUUGUCUGGUGCUGGAGGCUUGGCAGAAGGGUCCAAAUCCCCCUGGAAGCCUGGGCUGUGCUGUUGCUGGGGGCGUGCCCUGUACCAGUACAGAUGUCCUCUCUUGUAUCCUGCAUCUGCUGGGCCAGGGCUACGUGGAACGGCGUGAUGACCGGCCCCAGAUCCUGAUGUAUGCCACUCCAGAGCCCAUGGGGCCCUGCCGGGGUCAGGCAGAGGUCCCCUUCUGUGGCACCCAGACCACCAAGACCUCCAAGCCUAGCCCAGAAGCCGUGGCUGCCCUGGCAUCUCUACAGCUGCCUGCAGGCCGCACCAUGAGCCCCCAGGAGGUAGAAGGGUUGAUGGAGCAGACAGUGCGGCAGGUGCAGGAGACGCUGAACCUAGAGCCAGAUGUGGCUCAGCACCUUUUGGCUCAUUCCCACUGGGGUGCCGAACAGCUGCUGCAGAGCUACAGUGAUAACCCAGAGCCACUGCUGCUGGCGGCUGGGCUGUGUGUACCCCAGGCCCAAGCUGCCCCCACACGCCCAGACCACUGCCCUGUCUGUGUCAGCACGCUGGAGCCCGACGACGACUUGCCGUCCCUCUGCUGCAUGCACUACUGCUGUAAGUCUUGCUGGAAUGAGUAUCUGACAACUCGAAUUGAGCAGAACCUCGUGCUGAACUGCACCUGCCCCAUUGCCGACUGCCCUGCCCAGCCUACCGGAGCCUUCAUUCGUGCCAUCGUCUCCUCGCCAGAGGUCAUCUCCAAGUACGAGAAGGCCCUCCUACGUGGCUAUGUGGAGAGCUGCUCCAACCUGACCUGGUGCACCAACCCCCAGGGCUGUGACCGCAUCCUGUGCCGCCAGGGCCUGGGCUGUGGGACCACCUGUUCCAAGUGUGGCUGGGCCUCCUGCUUCAACUGUAGCUUCCCUGAGGCACACUACCCUGCCAGCUGUGGCCACAUGUCUCAGUGGGUCGAUGAUGGCGGCUACUACGACGGCAUGAGCGUGGAGGCCCAGAGCAAGCACCUGGCCAAGCUCAUCUCCAAGCGCUGUCCCAGCUGUCAGGCUCCCAUCGAGAAGAACGAGGGGUGUCUACACAUGACCUGUGCCAAAUGUAACCAUGGCUUCUGCUGGCGCUGCCUCAAGUCCUGGAAGCCCAAUCACAAGGACUAUUACAACUGCUCUGCCAUGGUAAGCAAAGCAGCCCGCCAGGAGAAGCGGUUUCAGGACUAUAACGAGAGGUGUACCUUCCACCACCAGGCCCGGGUGUUUGCUGUGAACUUGCGGAACCGUGUGUCUGCCAUCCAUGAGGUGCCCCCACCCAAAUCCUUCACCUUCCUCAGCGAUGCCUGCCGAGGACUGGAGCAGGCUCGAAAGGUGCUGGCCUAUGCCUGCGUGUACAGCUUCUACAACCAGGACACGGAGCACAUGGACGUGGUGGAGCAGCAGACCGAGAACCUGGAGCUGCACACCAAUGCCCUGCAGAUCCUCCUCGAGGAGACCCUGCUGCGGUGCAGAGACCUGGCCUCGUCCCUGCGCCUCCUUCGGGCAGACUGCCUCAACACAGGCCUGGAGCUGCUGCGGCGGAUCCAGGAGAGGCUGCUCGCUAUCCUGCAGCAUUCCGCCCAGGAUUUCCGGGUUGGUCUCCAGAGUCCAUCAUCAGAGGCCUGGGAGGCGAAAGGAUCCAACACGCCUGGCCAUCAGCCCCAGGGCUCCUCGGGGCUGGAGGUGGAGGAGGAGGAAGAGGAGGAGGACGAUGAGGAGGAUGUCCCUGAGUGGCAGCAGGAUGAGUUUGAUGAGGAGCUGGACAAUGACAGCUUUUCCUAUGAUGAGGAGUCUGAGAACCUGGACCGGGAGACUUUCUUCUUUGGUGAUGAGGAGGAUGAUGAUGAUGCCUAUGACUGAGGGGGCAGGACGCAGGGAACACCUGGGGCCACCCCGGAGUCAUGGGCCUCGGGGGUGGGGAGUUCACCCCUUCCCACCAUCGUGGGGGGAGGCGAUUCCCAGCACCUGCAGCUCCUUCUUCUGUUUACUGAAUAAACGUCUUUUUUUUCACACA
Molecule: messenger RNA, 7792 nt
Organism: Equus quagga
Lineage: Eukaryota; Metazoa; Chordata; Mammalia; Perissodactyla; Equidae
Gene: CUL9
Product: cullin 9
Exons: 41
Coding region: 73-7638 (2521 amino acids)
Biological process (GO): ubiquitin-dependent protein catabolic process
Cellular component (GO): cullin-RING ubiquitin ligase complex
Molecular function (GO): zinc ion binding; ubiquitin protein ligase binding
Source: RefSeq, a predicted model, not a curated record